CAUCCUCGAUUAUAUAAGUAGAGUUUAAGCAUCAUUUUUUAAGCCAGUAGUAUAGAUUUCCCAGUCCCUGAUAUUUUGGUGACUAAACUUUUCUCACACACAUAUACUCACUCGAUCAAUCACAGAGAAGUAAGAAAGAGAGAGAUAAAGAUCGAAAUUGGAUAAGAUGCCUUGCCUUUAUAUCUCUACCAACGUCAACCUUGACGAUGUUGAUAAGGAUCCUAUCUUCUCCGAGGCAACAAAAGCUGUUGCUACCAUCAUCGGCAGACCUGAACACCUUGUGAUGGUCAUACUGAAAGGACUGGUGGCCAUAUCAUUCAAUGGGAACAAAGAACCAGCUGCAUAUGCAGAGAUUGUGUCAAUGGGUGGCAUUACCAAACAAGUUAAGAGGAAUCUAAUAGCUACUCUUGGCACAAUUCUUGAGGCCAAGUUAUCUAUCCCCAGGGCACGAUUCUUCCUUAAAGUUUAUGAUACAACAGCUGCUGGUAACAGCUCCAAGUUGUAGCUUCUGAUAGGAUGAUCAGUGAGUUUCAUCCUAACCAUAAUGAUGUUUUCAUUUUAUGCCUGCUUAUUUUCAAAUUGUCAGAGGACAUCCUGUCAGGGAAACUAAAAAGAGCAAGAAAAGGUUAUUAACAUGUUCAAGAAGGCCUACAUGAACAUGAUUUACAUACGCAUGACUAUCUUAUUUCCACUUAAUUGAAGCAAAUAAAAAAUGGAAUGGGAUUCAGGGUU
Messenger RNA from Populus trichocarpa (black cottonwood), 732 nucleotides. RefSeq lists its product as uncharacterized. Gene Ontology annotation, molecular function: phenylpyruvate tautomerase activity. The coding region runs from base 167 to 505 and encodes 112 amino acids. The record is from RefSeq and is a predicted model, not a curated record. Lineage: Eukaryota; Viridiplantae; Streptophyta; Magnoliopsida; Malpighiales; Salicaceae. The transcript is spliced from 2 exons.